Messenger RNA from Verticillium nonalfalfae, 1938 nucleotides. It is a transcript of the gene REB1, whose product is annotated as RNA polymerase I enhancer binding protein. The transcript has 2 exons. The coding region runs from base 1 to 1938 and encodes 645 amino acids. Gene Ontology annotation, cellular component: nucleus. NCBI's taxonomy places the organism in Eukaryota, Fungi, Ascomycota, Sordariomycetes, Glomerellales, Plectosphaerellaceae. The record is from RefSeq and is a predicted model, not a curated record. Gene Ontology annotation, molecular function: transcription cis-regulatory region binding; DNA-binding transcription factor activity. Gene Ontology annotation, biological process: regulation of DNA-templated transcription.
AUGAGCUUCGAUCAGGAGAGUGACUCUGACCGAGAGUCAUCCAUUGAGGGGGAUAACCGCAAUUUACCCCACGCCGAGCUCACAACGGACGUCAAACCUGUUGCCCGUUCUGCGCGCACUCGCUUCGAUCCUCCUCUGCCUGCAUACGGUGGUGAGGGCCAGGAGUUCCAAUCGCAGGAAUCCGGUGAUGAGUCGGAUAACAGCGACUAUACCCCUCCAGUCUUGCGGACUUUUUCCUCUCUUAACCCGCCCUCCUACUCGGACGACGGCGAAAACGACGACGACGACGACGAAGAAGAAGAAGAAGAAGAGCAGGAGCAAGACAAUAGCCAGCGAGCGGAAGAACAGUUGCUGAACGGCUGUGAUAUGUAUCAGCCCACCCAACACUCGCUCACUGCGGACCAAAAUCUCAAUUACUCAAUUCCCCCAAUCCCUUCGCAAGACGAGCUGCCGCAGCCAAUCUACUCUAGCGAAGACGAGGACAGACCGCUCGACAAGUAUGCGAUUUUGGCUGCUGCGAGCAGAGAUCGUACCCCGGAACCCAUUGAUGGUCUCCCAGGUCCAGACGAGGACGUUGAUGCACCACCUUCGGCUCAGCCACGGGAAGACAUUGAAACGGCCAUAAAACGAUCCAGUCCAACGACACCUCUGAGCCUGUUGCGAAAGGCCACCAAACGAAACUUGACGCACAGCGGAAAGGAGCGACGUGCUGACAAGAAGAGGCUAAAGACAAAGGCCGCUCCAGCUGUUGUUCUUGGUGCCAGCUUCGCUGCCGAGAAUCCCGGGAUGAACGGUGACGUUGUUGAUGACUCUACGCCGUCCGAUCCAGAUGUCGACAACGCCCCUGUCACCGAGACAACGCCCAGCAAGCAAGCAAAGAGGCCACCAGCGACACCCGUCCUAGCCACUACGCCAGCUAGCCAGAAGCGCAAGCAGCAGUCUAAGCCCACAUUCGCGCUGGCAUCUCAACAGAAGCCCCUGAAGACAUAUCGUCUAAAGAGCUCUAGCAUCAGGUCCGAUCCCUACAUCGAAGACGAUAGCGAAAAUGGUUCCGGCAGUGGUGGUGACAAGACCAAUGGGGAGCAUACGACUAGCACUACAGCUGAAGCGUCCAGUCAGACUGUGAAGCAGACCAAACUAUCUUCGUCCGCCCAGAAGGAACGCGAUGCGGCAAGCAGACAGGUUGCAAUGGGUAACGGCAAUGCAAAAGCGAGAAAUAGCAAAGCAGCAGGUGGCAGCACUCCGACGCCACGCAGGUCUACGCAGACCCCUACAUCAAUCCGGAAGACGAAGAAACGAGCCAGCCAGCCAAAUACUCCUACUACGCCUCAGAAUCCGCUCAACCGAGUCUUCAAUAAGGAUGAUCUCCUACGGAUUACACAGGCCAUCGAAUCGUUCAGCGCCCAGCACAAGCUGACGCAAGUAGAAAUCAAUGACAUGAUUCAAGAGCGUUUCGGAGCCGGCCGGCACUCUUUCAACGAAGUGCUCGAUACACUUUGGAACACGAUUUUUUCCGUGUGCCCUGGAAAGACGCGUCAAAAGACGAUCGACUACUGUCGCAAGAACUUCCAUAACUUCAAGGCGCGCGGCGGCAACUGGACAGUAGAAGAGGACGAGGACCUGGCGAUGCUGGUCGAGCAGCACGGCAAGCAGUGGACGAAAUUGUCUAAGGAACUCAACCGCCAUCCAGAGGAUAUUCGGGACAGAUAUCGAAACUACGUCAUUUGCGGCCAGAAUCUGGAUCGGUCCGGCUGGACUGACGACGAAGAGCGCUUGCUUUUGAGAUUUGUUGAAGAGGCACGCGAAGCUCUAAGGGGUCCUUUGAGAACCCGUCCAAUUGAGUCGACUAUUGAUUGGCAGAAGAUCAGCGACGAGUUUGGUCGCAGCCGCAGCCGUCUCCAAUGCUUCACCAAGUGGAAACGGUUGCAAGGCGAAUAA